This is a messenger RNA of Myzus persicae (green peach aphid), 1246 nucleotides long. RefSeq lists its product as uncharacterized. The coding region runs from base 88 to 549 and encodes 153 amino acids. The record is from RefSeq and is a predicted model, not a curated record. The transcript has 3 exons. NCBI's taxonomy places the organism in Eukaryota, Metazoa, Arthropoda, Insecta, Hemiptera, Aphididae.
UUAUACUGUUUUCUUUAGAAUAAAUACAUACAUUUAAAUAUCUUGAAAGUUAUUUUAUUAGUGGCUUACUGUACUAAACGAUAAAAUAUGAAUUUUAAUGAUAUGCAUGCUUUAGCUAAACGUAUAGAUGCUCAGGUUAAAUCAUUAGAAGCAAAAGUAGCUCAUCCUAUGAGUAUGAUGUAUUCUAACAAUUCUAGUCAAGGUGUCAAAGUACUAUCAAUGUUGAAAGAUAUGAUCAAGGAUGUGGAAAAUAAAAAGCAAGAAAUUGAGAAUUUGAUACAAGAAGAAAACUCAACAUGGUCAGGAAUGGUAGAAGAUUACAACUCCGUUGCUAAAUUUAAAUCAGAAGUUGUUGCUAACUUGAAUGAUUAUGAAAAUUUGUGGUCAUCUAACUAUCCUGAUUAUAAACCAUUUAUAUCAUAUAGUGAUUCGGAUUCUGUAAAUGAAGAAUUAAAUUCUCUCAAUGAACUUCAUAUACAUGAUGAUAGACAAAUAGCAGAUCAAUCAUUAAAUGAUAGUCUCAACAAUGUCAAUAUCACAAUGUCUUAAUAAAGUUCUACUUAUUGGUUGCAAUGGAUGUUGGCUGAUAAAAAAAAAUCGAUAUUUUAAACUCAGUAACUACCUACUAUAAUGUUUUAAAAAUGUAUAUAAUAUGUCGUGUAUAAACAAUUUUACAAUGUUUUUUUUUUGAUAUAUUGUGAAUAUUUUAAAUAAAUAGCAAGUAAAGUAAUACUAACGAGAUUAACUUUUUUUUUUUUUAAAUUGUUGUGUUUCAAUUAUAUAGUAAAUAUGUUUUGUAGUUAGUGGCGUAUUUCUGAGGCGGGAGGGGUUCAAUUGGUAAAAGGGCGGUGGACUCCUAGAAUUAAAAAUAAAAGGAUAAAUUAAAGAUAUAGAAAUUUUAAUUUGAUAUUAUAUUAUAAUACAAUGUAGAUGAUGUUUAUUCAUUAUAUAAAUACAUUAAGUGUAACAAUAAAUAAGCAACAAUUUUCUUAUAACAACAUAUAUAUAAUGUUAGAAUUUAAAAAAAUUGUUGGACUCCCCUUCCCCCAGAAAACAAGUUGAAAAUACGCCACUGUUUGAAGUAUAUUUUAUUAAUUUUAUUAGUUAUUAGUAUUAUCUACAAUUCAUAGUAAAUUGGUAUUUUUUAGUUUUUGUUAAUCAUGAAAUUUAUGUAAGAACCUAACAUUUUCAUUGCUAAAUUAACUGUGUAUAUGUGGUUAAAAUAAAUUGAAUUUUUGUAUGCAUA